Messenger RNA from Paramecium octaurelia, 1111 nucleotides. NCBI's taxonomy places the organism in Eukaryota, Ciliophora, Oligohymenophorea, Peniculida, Parameciidae. The record is from the annotation of a GenBank genome assembly.
AUGGGUUGUGCUUAAAGUAGAUAAAAUGAGAAAUCCAACAUGAUCUCAUGUGAAAUUAAAUAUCUUUUACCAGAAUUGGUCUAGGCAAUCAAAUUAGGAUAACAAUGUCUUUACACUGAAGAGUCUCCAAUUAAAGUAUGUUUUAUAGUAAAUAUCACCAUAGUUGACUCCCAUAAAGGAGAUAGAAGGAAUUUAUUGUAAAUUGGAGAGUCUCUUACCAUCUGGCUCUGUCAAAAUGAGAGCCAUGUAUCAUAUGUUGUAUAGGUUGCAGCAAAAAAAACGGCAUAAAGGAAUAGAAUAAUUGAAUCUCGUUAUUUGUUCUUCUGGAAAUGCUGCUAUGGCUUGCAUAGAGUGUCUUAAAUUAAUGAAAUAAGAAAAGAAAUAGGAAUUAUAGGCCGAAUAAACAGUUAGCGAAUUUCUUUAAGACGAUACACCAACUGACCCAGGAUAAUCAGCUCUCAUUAAGGAUUAGUAAUUAUCAUCUAAAAUAAAACCAUAUGAAUUACUUGGAUAAGUUUUUAUAUUUUGUAAGCAUUUAAAUGAGUUGCAUCAUUUUUAUGAUUUACCGAAUGUUAAAGUCAUCAAUUCUCAAUUAAAUAGAUCAGAAACCGAAAUUGAAGCAUUUAAAUAUGCUGAAGAUAAUGGCUACGACUAUCUAGAUCUAUAUAACGAUGUAGAUGUUUUCGGAGGUUACGCAACGAUUGGAUUUGAAAUUGAUUAAUGGCAAGUUCUAACAAAAACUAAAAUUGACUAUGUCUUCGUAACCUUAAAGGGUGGAGCCUUAAUUGCAGCCAUUGCGUUUUACUUAAAAUACAUAGCCAAAAAUUAACUCAAAGUAAUUGGUGUUAUGUUAUAUGGUUCCAGCAGAAAAGAAUCGACCUUAUGUUCUCAAAUUAUUGAAGGAUUUAUCGAUGAAAUCAUGUUUGUUACUACUUAUGAAGUCGAAAAAGCGUAAUGCGAAUUAGCAAAAGCAGAAGAAAUUGCAGAAUUCAAUUCUGCUAUCGCUUAUGCUGGAUGCAAAAAAACAUAAUAUAAAAAUAGUCUUGUCGUUCUCUCAGGAAGCAACGUCCCAGUGAGUGAUUUAUCUAAACUCAUAUCUAAAUACGAAUGA